This is a messenger RNA of Schizophyllum commune H4-8, 1227 nucleotides long. RefSeq lists its product as uncharacterized. The coding region runs from base 139 to 1029 and encodes 296 amino acids. The record is from RefSeq and is a predicted model, not a curated record. The transcript has 4 exons. Lineage: Eukaryota; Fungi; Basidiomycota; Agaricomycetes; Agaricales; Schizophyllaceae.
CCGGACUCCGCUCCGAUCUGUCUGGAGGCGCAUUAUCAUUGCUGGAGGUCGCCUUCAAACACUUCUCCAAGCCACUGCUUGUUUCCGCCCUUCGCCAAACCUCUUUCUUCCGCCUCCUCCAGCACAAUCUCAGCAGCAAUGACCACGGAAGAGCAAUCUUUUGUUGGGCAGACCCUCCAGGGCGUCACGAUCACCGAUCCGACGUUCAAGCCCUUGCCAGGCCGCGUCGGCAACCUCACUAUACCUCAGCAGCAUGCACUUGACAAACUCAAGAAGGAGCUGCAGGAGGAGGGCAAGUUCGUGCCCGAGCGGAUGGACGAUGCGAUGCUGUUGAGAUUCCUCCGCGCGCGCAAGUUUGACUAUGCGAAAUCGAAGGAGAUGCUCCUCAACGCGGAGCAGUGGCGGAAAGACUUUGGCGUCGACGACAUCAUCCACAACUUUGACUUCAAGGAGAAGGUGGAGGUGAACAAGUACUACCCGCAGUUCUACCACAAGAUGGACAAGGAUGGCCGUCCUGUCUACGUCGAGCGCCUUGGCUUCCUCGACAUCAAGGCGCUGUACAGCAUCACGACACAGGACAGGCUCCUCAAACGCCUUGUCCAGGAGUACGAGCGUUUCCUCAUGGAGCGCCUUCCCGCCUGCUCGCGCGCCAUCGGCCACCCCGUCGAGACGUCCUGCACGAUAAUGGACCUGAACAAUGUCUCUAUCUCCAGCUUCUACCGCGUCAAGGACUACGUCAUGGCGGCUAGCUCAAUCGGUCAGGACCGCUACCCAGAAUGCAUGGGCAAGUUCUACAUCAUCAACGCGCCGUGGGCGUUUACCACCGUGUGGGCGGUCAUCAAGGGCUGGCUCGACCCUGUUACGCAGGAGAAAAUCAAGAUCUUGGGGUCGAACUACAAGACGGAGUUGAUUGCGCAGAUCGGGGAGGAGAACUUGCCAUCGGAGCUUGGGGGCAAGUGCAACUGCCCGGGCGGCUGCUCGCUGAGCGAUGCUGGUCCCUGGAACGAGUCGGCGCCUGCAGCUGCCUAGACUCGACCUGUACUAUAGCAGCGGAGUUUGACAUGUUGCACGUCUCGUUCAACGCACAAGUAUACCCACAAUGAUGAGGUUUUCGACCUUCUCGAAAGUCGCGGUAAGGAAGAAUCCAGUAACGAAGGGAAUAUGAACUCGAGCACUGGGUCCACUUCUUCUGGUCACCCGUACAUGUAGCCAAAAGGAGACCUGAGA